Molecule: messenger RNA, 1411 nt
Organism: Chanos chanos (milkfish)
Lineage: Eukaryota; Metazoa; Chordata; Actinopteri; Gonorynchiformes; Chanidae
Gene: ubac1
Product: UBA domain containing 1
Exons: 10
Coding region: 102-1343 (413 amino acids)
Cellular component (GO): ubiquitin ligase complex
Molecular function (GO): protein binding
Source: RefSeq, a predicted model, not a curated record
CCUUGUGUCGUGGUCGGCGAUUUCAGAAAAAGUUGGUAACGCUAUAGUCAGUCCUGUCCGUUGCUGAGUUGCUCAAUUCUGAGCGCUGCUGCUAGCUAGCAAUGUUUGUGCAAGAGGAGAAGAUCUUCGCUGGGAAAGUGUUGAAGAUCCAUGUAUGUACCAUGGACGGUACAGAGUGGUUGGAGGAAGUAACUGAAGAUACCACUAUUGAAAAAUUGAAGGAAAAGUGCUUGAAACAUUAUGUCCACGGGAGUCUGGAGGAUCCUAAAACUAUGACACACCAUAAACUCAUUCAUGCUGCUACGGAAAGGAUCCUCACAGAAACAAAAACUGUUGCAGAUGAGAAUCUUAAAGAUAAAGAUUGCCUGCUGUUAAUAAAGAAAAGGCCACCUCCACCUCUUCCAAAAAUGUCUGAUGUGGCCACUGAUGACAAGAAGAAACAGGAGAAUAAAGCCCCAGACAAAGAUGCUAUCCUGAAAGCUACUGCUAACCUGACCACUCGCCACACUGACCGCACUGUGACUCAACAUAACAUCCGAGAUUUUCAGACAGAGCUGAGGAAGAUUCUUGUCUCACUUAUUGAAGUGGCCCAAAAGUUGCUGGCUUUGAAUCCGGAUGCAGUAGAGCUCUUCAAAAAGGCCAAUGCCAUGUUAGAUGAGGAUGAGGAGGACAGAGUGGAUGAGGCUGCUUUGCAGCAGUUGACAGAGAUGGGCUUUCCUGAGAGUCGAGCAAUCAAGGCACUGCGUUUAAACCAUAUGUCAGUGACACAAGCUAUGGAAUGGCUGAUUGAGCACGUAGAAGACCCCAUAGACGACUCCCCCCUGCCGGGCCAGGAGAUGCCAGGAGCCACCGCAGCCGCCGCUUCUGCCACCUCGGCCACCGCAUCAGCUCCUUUACGGCGCACUCCCUCCCAGUCCAGCACAGAGGAGGCCAAACAAGACGAGCUGACGGAGAUCUUCAAGAGGAUCCGGCGGAAACGGGAAUUCCGACCUGACUCGCGGGCAGUGAUUGCUCUAAUGGAGAUGGGCUUUGAUGAGAAAGAGGUGGUUGAUGCUCUUCGUGUCAACAAUAACCAACAGGAUGCUGCAUGUGAAUGGUUGCUAGGAGACAGGAAGCCUUCCCCUGAAGACCUGGACAAGGGCAUUGAUACCAGCAGCCCCCUCUUCCAGGCCAUCCUGGAGAACCCUGUGGUCCAGCUGGGUCUCACCAACCCCAAAACACUGCUGGCUUUUGAGGACAUGCUGGAAAACCCAUUAAACAGCACACAGUGGAUGAACGACCCAGAGACUGGUCCAGUCAUGCUCCAGAUCUCUAGAAUCUUCCAAACACUGAACCGCACAUAGAACUCACUUUAGCCUUCUUCACCUGGGAGACAGUUUGUGGGGAGCGGUUUCAGAGAGGACAAGGUUGU